Molecule: messenger RNA, 2070 nt
Organism: Gaeumannomyces tritici R3-111a-1
Lineage: Eukaryota; Fungi; Ascomycota; Sordariomycetes; Magnaporthales; Magnaporthaceae
Exons: 2
Coding region: 411-1859 (482 amino acids)
Source: RefSeq, a predicted model, not a curated record
AAAGGACCAUGCUGGCGAUAGUGGCCCAGAUCAAGCAGCCAGAACGAACUUGUGGCAGCACCUGUUGUGGCAUGGGUUUAUUUUCGGAACCAUGCGGAUAUGUGCAGCAUCGCCAACAGGCCGGCCCUUGAGCCGCCGUCUAUCAUUGCGUCAGUUUAUAACCUGGCGUCAUGGACACCGGAGCUAUAGGAGAAUUCUCCAAGAUCACUUCAAAACACAAACAACCCGACUGCAACCAACUCCUGCCCCUUCCAUUCCCUCCGUGAUUGCCACUAAGCUGUGUAAUCUCUGAGGUUUGCCAUUACUUGCUUAAUUUCACCUCGCAUCGCUCCCUACAACGUUCGUCAUCCUUCCGCUUUCAUCGCCCUCUAGAAACCCCUUCUAUACCUUUCACCCCUUACUCCUCCAACAUGCGUCGCGUUCACAUCGAGCCCCGCCCCAACUCCAGCCGCCUGGUGCAGAGUCAGGGGCUCGUGUUCAACCAAGAUCCUGCCCCCGAGCACCAGCAUGAAGUUUACUGGCCCGACGACCGGUACUAUUCCUUCACCACCGAAGAGAUCAACCUGCUCGAGCGCGCGUCCAGGGACGUGUUCGAAAUGCUGUGCGAGGCGGCCGACUACCUCGUCCAAAACCCCCACAUCAUCACGGGCAAGAUGGCCAUCCCGGCCCACUGCCUCCGCCAGAUCGUCGAGUCCUGGGACAGGGAGCCGGCCUUUGGCAGCGUCUACUCGCGCUUCGACAUCUGCUUCGGCGGCCUGGACCACCCGGACCCGCGGCUGCGCGUGCCAAAGUUCUACGAGUUUAACGCCGACACGCCAACCAGCCUGCUCGAGGGCGCGAGCAUCCAGUGGUACUGGCUCGAGCAGACGGGCCACGGGCCCGACCAGUUCAACGCCAUCGAGGAGUCCCUGGUCGAGGCGUGGCGGCGGAACCUGGCCGAGGCCGAGAAGGCGCUGGGCCACAGGCCAAAGGUGGUCCACUUCGCCUCCAUGGGCGACUGCUCGGGCGAGGACGAGGUCAACACCGAGGUCCUCGCCGCCACGUGCGCCGCGGCCGGCUACGCGGUCAAGAAGAUCUGGUUCGACCUGAUCGCGAUGGGCCCCGACGGCCGCUUUUACGAUAUCGGCGGUGAACACAUUGAUGUCAUAUUCAAGCUUUACCCCUGGGAGAUGAUGGUAACGGGGAAAGCUGGCGAGGCGUGCUUCGCCGACAUGGAAAACGUCGGCAAGAGGGACGAGGCGACGGGCGAGUACGUCGGCGGGACCAUCUGGUUCGAGGCGCCGUACAAGAUGCUCUGGAGCAACAAGGCCGUCUUCGCCAUCCUCUGGGACCUCUUCAAGGACGACCCCAGGGGCCAGUGGCUCCUGCCCACGUACCUCGAGCCCGAGAUGCCGGCGGGCAUGACGCAGUUUGCGCGCAAGCCCAUCUUCGCGCGCGAGGGCGCGGGCGUGACGCUGCGCGGCGGCGCCGACGGGAGCGUCCUGUCCGAGUCGGACGCCGGCGAGUACGGUAAGGAGGGCUACGUGGUCCAGGAGCUGGCGCUGCUGCCGCGCUUCCCCGACGACAGGACCGGCAAGGCCUUCUUCCCGGUCUUGGGCCUGUGGAUGGUCGACGGCGAGCCGGCGGGGAUGGGCAUCCGCGAGGACGUCGACCUCGUCACGGGCAACUGCUCCACCUUUGUGCCGCACGUCAUCGAGGAUGCGGAGGAGGUCAACUAUGAGCGCAAGCCGGUGCCGACGCUCGAGGAGAUCGAGGCGGCGCUGUCGAUCGAGACGUACCAGAACAAGGCGCUGCUGGGGGAUGACAAGGCGCAGGGGGUGUUGCCUUAUAUCGACAGCGUUGUUGCUUCGGUUGCCUAAUAUGUACAUGGUGUUUUUUUACGAUAUCCUUUUGCGUUCUAUGGCUUCCUCUUUAAUCUAGUAUCCUGUCUUUGAACAACAGCAACCGAUUGUCGCAACCUAAUUGUAUGAAACAGUCGAGUGGCACGAAGGUGCUAGACUGUGGGUUGGUCUGGCUGCAUCACCUUAGCAGGUGUACCUGAACCACGGGACGUUGUCGGCAAGUUCCCUC